Thelazia callipaeda (thelaziosis nematode) is the source of this 1293-nucleotide messenger RNA. NCBI's taxonomy places the organism in Eukaryota, Metazoa, Nematoda, Chromadorea, Rhabditida, Thelaziidae. The record is from the annotation of a GenBank genome assembly.
AUGCGGUGUCCAUACGCUAUUUUCACUGCUUGUUCACAGUCAUAUGCAUUCGAUGAAAGGCGUUUCACUGUUCCAAACUCAGAAGAAGAAGCGAUAAAAAUAGGACGAGCAGUUGGACGGUGGAAGCCUAGCUCAGAAAAUACUAUUUUUGAUUGCAAGGUAUUGUCCAGAAAUCAUGCUAUUUUGUGGCAUGAGGAAGGUUGUUUUUUUCUCAAAGAUACAAAAAGUAGCAAUGGCACUUUUGUCAAUAAUGUCAGAUUAUCGAAAAGUGCAGAAGAAAGCUCACCGCGACAAAUUUAUUCAGGCGACAUAUUGCAGUUCGGCAUAGAAAUUGUAGAAACCGCCAAUAAAAUUACUCAUGGUUGUAUUAUGACAAUGAUACGCCUUUUUGAUGCAAAUGGCCACGAAGCUUGUCCACCUGAUACUUCAGAAAUCGGUGGUUAUUUGAAAACAGAAGAUAGUGAUUCCAUAAUGUAUCCCAUGGUGGAUUCUCACCAGUUGUUCCAGUUACAGCAUUAUAUACGUGAGGCAAUGUAUCGAGAACAUGCACUAGAACAAAAACUUGCUACAUUAGGAAAUAUUCUCUCCGAAACAAAAGAAUCAGCGGAUUUAAGUUGGCAGGCAUUGAUCAGUGAAGAUCAAUUAUUAUCACGAAUUGAAAUGUUAGAGGGGCAGCUUGCUUUGUAUUCUAAAAAUGCCUUCAGUGAAAAAGUGAAGGAACAGAUGAAUGAAUUAUUGGAGGAUAAAAACAAAUUUGAAUUAAUUGCAAAAGAAUCGUUACGCAGAGCUCAAGAAGAACGAUGUGAAGCUUUGCAAAGGCUGGUUGAUGUUGAAAAGAGCUUACUUAAUGCUGAAGAAGAAUCCGCAGUUCUUAAGAAGCGAGUUGUUGAACUUGAAACUAAGCUUACUGUAGCGGUAGAUGCUAAUAAUUCUCUCAAGCAACACGUGUCACAAUUAGAAGAACAAUUGAAGACGGCUAAUUCUAGUUCUUGUUCUCAAGGAAGCAAGAAUGUACCGGACGUCUCGACCAAAGAACAAAUUACAACGGUACAUAACGAAAUGACAGAUGCACAGUUCCAAAAUUUGUCACAAGGGGGAAAUCGUUAUACCAUGUUAUACUUAUGUGACCGGAAAAGUGUAGCAUUUGGAAUAAAUAUGGCGCAUUAUGAAUCCGAUGGAGAUUUCGCUGCUUUGUUGUUAUGCGCAUUACCACUUUUCUCAGCGUUAUUGAUUAUUUAUAGUAUUGGGGCGGUAAUCGUGUCAUCUAUACUCAACAAAAUAAAGAAGGAAUAG